Protopolystoma xenopodis is the source of this 513-nucleotide messenger RNA. The record is from the annotation of a GenBank genome assembly. NCBI's taxonomy places the organism in Eukaryota, Metazoa, Platyhelminthes, Monogenea, Polystomatidea, Polystomatidae.
AUGGCCGCGGGCACCGACACGACGGCUUUGACGUUGACCACAGCUUGUAACCAGCUGGUGCAACCGUUAAGUCGUUCUAACACCGGCAGCAGUCACGAACAGUCAACCCCAGCGCUGCCAUCACCCGUCCUGCCUGCCAGCCUCCACAGCCUGCCCACAGUCGUGCCACUCGGCCUUCCCUACAUCACAUUAGCCGGGCUUCAGCUGGCUAGCUACGAGGUGCCCCGAGGCACGGUGCUGCUGUUCAAUCUAAGGGCAGCCAAUCUGGUCAUCCAACAGAGCGAUCCGACGAGCAGACAGACGGAGGCUCCUGCCGAUCAAAGGCCCGGGUCCACUGAUGCCAACAUCACUGGGGCAAAGGAGUCGAUACAAUUUUCGCUUGGUAUGCCAUACCAGUUUGGACCGGAGUCAAUAAUAGCUCGGUCCUUGACUCUUUUCCUUCAACACCACAACAUCGCGGGCUUUCUGUCUAGGUUGACUUUUGGAAAAUUGGCUUACUUCCACUUCGAGUGA